Aricia agestis (brown argus) is the source of this 2586-nucleotide messenger RNA. It is a transcript of the gene Ir8a, whose product is annotated as ionotropic receptor 25a. Gene Ontology annotation, biological process: synaptic transmission, glutamatergic; modulation of chemical synaptic transmission; monoatomic ion transport. The transcript is spliced from 17 exons. Gene Ontology annotation, cellular component: postsynaptic membrane; plasma membrane. Gene Ontology annotation, molecular function: transmitter-gated monoatomic ion channel activity involved in regulation of postsynaptic membrane potential; glutamate-gated receptor activity. The record is from RefSeq and is a predicted model, not a curated record. NCBI's taxonomy places the organism in Eukaryota, Metazoa, Arthropoda, Insecta, Lepidoptera, Lycaenidae. Bases 247 to 2553 code for a protein of 768 amino acids.
GAGAGGAUAGGAGAAGCGAUCAAAGCACUGGAAAAGAACAAUCCAGAAGUUCGGAUUGAUGACGACAUCAUACAGCUGGACCGGGAGAAAGAGGAUGAAGGGAAUAGAAAAUUAUGCUCGGCUGUCAGUAAGGGCGUGUCAGUCAUCUUCGACUUCUCCUGGUCGGCGUGGUCCGCGGCGGACGAGCUGGCCACAUCAGCAGGGAUCCCUCUCAUCCACACGCAGCUUGGCUCGCAGCAGCUGGUGAUGGCUGCGAACCAGUACCUGGAGUCGAGAAAUGCGACUGAUGCUGCUAUUUUAGUGGAGACGGAGAGAGACGUGGACCGCACGCUAUACGAGCUGCUGGGUCGCUCGACGGUCCGCGUGUGGGUGCAUUCCGAGCUAUCGCGCGACGCCGCCAACUCGCUCAAGACGAUGCGCCCGGAGCCCAGCUUCUAUAUGCUGGUGGGGGAUGAGAACUUCGUCUCGACCACAUAUAAACGGGCAGUAAAAGAGAAGUUGGUGAAACGCGACUACCGCUGGAACUUGGUGCUGACCGACUACAGGAGCGUCGAGCCCAACCAGCUGGUGUUGCCAACCUUCAUCCUGCAAGCUGAUCUGAACGAGUGUUGCAAGCUCAUCGGCAUGAGGGAAGCUUGCAACUGUCCCGAUAAUAUUGAUAAAAAGCAGCACAUCAUCAACAACUUACUCCAACACGUGACUGACAUGUUCUCCAAGCUGGAGUCAGAUUUGACACCAACAGUCGAUUGUAACGAUGUAAAGGGAGACAAUAAGACCAAAGAGGAGGUAGUGAGGGCACUAGAAGACUAUUCCAGUAAUAACGACAGUCUGUUCUACUGGGACGCGCAGAGGUCGGGUCUCUUCGUCCGUUCCCGUUUCCACCUGUCCCUGUACAAGCCGGACGCCGGUCUGCAGCGUGUGGCGUCGUGGUCCGCGGACGAGGACUACAAGCUGCUGCCUGGUGUGGACCUGGAGCCACUGCGGCAGUUCUUCAGGAUUGGCACCACUAUGGCAGUACCAUGGACUAUACCGAAGGUGGAUCCGGAGUCGGGGGAGGUGAUGAUGACAGAGGACGGACAGCCCGUCUACGAGGGAUACUGCAUUGAUCUCAUUGACAAACUCGCCGAGGAAUUAAACAUAGACUACGAGAUCGUGACGCCGAAAGUGGGCACCUUCGGCCGACGACUGCCCAACGGCUCCUGGGACGGCGUCGUCGGAGACUUGAUGACUGGAGAGACUGACAUAGCGGUGGCCGCGCUGACGAUGACCGCGGAGAGGGAGGAGGUGAUAGACUUCGUCGCGCCCUACUUCGAGCAGACUGGGAUACUUAUUGCGAUCCGCAAGCCGAUCCGCAAGACGUCCCUGUUCAAGUUCAUGACGGUGCUGCGGACGGAGGUGUGGCUGAGCAUCGUGGCCGCGCUGGUCCUCACUGGCUUCAUGAUAUGGAUCCUCGAGAAGUACAGCCCGUACUCGGCCAGGAAUAAUCCGGAUGCUUACCCUUAUCCGUGCAGGGAGUUCACCCUCAAGGAGUCGUUCUGGUUCGCGCUGACGUCAUUCACGCCGCAGGGCGGGGGCGAAGCGCCCAAGGCGCUGUCGGGGCGCACGCUGGUCGCCGCCUACUGGCUCUUCGUGGUGCUGAUGCUGGCCACCUUCACAGCCAACCUGGCCGCCUUCCUCACCGUUGAGAGGAUGCAGACGCCGGUGUCGUCGCUGGAGCAGCUGGCGCGUCAGUCGCGGAUCAAUUACACGGUGGUGGAGGGCUCCACCGUCCACCAGUACUUCAUCAACAUGAAGUUCGCCGAGGAUACGCUCUACAGGGUGUGGAAGGAGAUAACACUGAACGCGACGUCGGACCAGACGCAGUACCGAGUGUGGGACUACCCCGUGCGCGAGCAGUACGGACACAUACUGCUCGCCAUCAACGCCUCCGGUCCGGUGCCCGACGCUAAAACAGGUUUUCAGCAAGUCAACGAGCACACUGAAGCUGAUUUCGCUUUCAUACACGACUCCGCUGAAAUCAAAUACGAGAUAACCCACAAUUGCAACCUGACGGAGGUCGGGGAGGUGUUCGCUGAGCAGCCGUACGCGCUCGCCGUGCAGCAGGGCUCGCGCUUGCAGGAGGACCUGUCUAAGGCCCUGCUCAACCUGCAGAAGGAGCGCGUGCUGGAGCAGCUCACUGCCAAAUACUGGAACGAGACCGCAAGACAAUCAUGCCCGGACGCAGAUGAAUCAGAAGGAAUUACUCUUGAAAGUUUAGGUGGUGUCUUCAUAGCGACACUAUUCGGUCUUGGAUUAGCGAUGAUAACUCUAGCCUGGGAAGUGUUCUACUACAAACGAAAAGAGAAAACCAAAGUGCAAGUUAUGGAGACGAAAGUAGACAAAACUAUCGCAUUCCCGGAGAAAAAAGUUAAAGAAGCCAGUGUUGGCAAAUUACGAAAGAGAAAGAAGAAGUUGGACGUCACGAAGACAGUGACAAUCGGUGACAGUUUCAAACCCGCCGAUCAGGGAAUUUCGUACAUUAGUGUUUAUCCAAAAGGGGAUUACUUACCUUAAGUAAAUUAUGUGUUAUUAUUUAUUCAUUUAAUA